CACUUGUACCUUCCUUAAUUACCUUACCGACUAGAACUAGAACUAGGUUCUAGUUCUGGAAACGUCAACGGUCGUCCUAUCACAGGCUACCGCUACUGUACGGGGGUGUCAUCACCUGACACCUAUUCGCAACUGAUGCGAUAUGAAUCAAAAUUACCCCUCAAUUAUACAUUCAACACUUUCACAUCCCGGUGUACAAGGGAUUUUGUCUACCUACUCUACUCCACGCCCGGAAUAGAACUAGAUCUCUUAGCAUUUCUUACCACCAUCGGGUAAGGUACAGUCCCGUAAGAAUUCAACCCCGAGCCUGUCAAAAUUAUCAUCAUCCUCAUCGUCGAACCUAAAGAUCAUUUCAUCAAUUCUCGAUUGGUUACAAGGAAAAAGGUAUUUACCGUGAACCAGCGUUUGCUCCAGCACGAUGCACAAGUUCCUACAGAAGCUCGAAGAUAAAGUCGACCAGCUACUGGGCCAGGAGCAAGAGGAGCACUCCCACACUAAUGAGGGAGCAUGCGACACUUCUCAUCCUGUAGAACACACCAACAAUCGUUAUCACUCGUUCAGCCCUCAGACAUCUGGAACCCCCAAGUGGUACGUGGACGGCGCGUCGUAUUUCUGGGCCGUCUCUCAUGCUCUAGAAGAGGCAAGAGAGAGUAUCUACAUUCUAGACUGGUGGUUGAGUCCCGAGCUCUACUUGCGUCGACCCCCCGCCCGCAAUGAGCAGUACCGCCUGGACCGUAUGCUUCAAGCUGCGGCAGAACGGGGCGUGCAAAUAAGGGUUGUCGUUUACAAGGAAGUACCCCAGGCAUUGACAUUGAACUCGGCACACACGAAACAUUGGCUGGAAGGACUUCAUCCCAAUAUCAAAGUUUUCCGUCACCCUGACCACACUCCGAAUGCCAAUGACGUCCGCACUGAGCUUGCAGACUCGUUCCAAAACAUUUCUUUGGGCUCAUUCAAGCUUUCCACCCUACCCAUAGACACCCUCAAGAGUAUAUAUGGCACAGCAGACGACAUUGUUCUUUACUGGGCACACCAUGAAAAGCUUCUGAUUGUGGACAAUCAUGUUGCGUUCAUGGGAGGGCUGGAUAUGUGCUUCGGCAGAUAUGACACCAACAGCCACCCCAUCGCCGACGUUCACCCCGGAGAUCUAGAGAAGAUUGUCUUCCCCGGACAAGACUACAACAACGCCAGAGUCUAUGACUUUGAAAAUGUAGACAGGUGGGAGAACAACAAACUGGAUCGCACCAAAAACUCCAGGAUGGGCUGGUCCGAUAUUUCCAUCAGUUUGAGCGGCAACAUUGUCGGGAGCCUCCUCAUUCAUUUUGCAGAGCGCUGGAACUAUCUCUAUGAAAAGAAGUACAGGACUAGGACUGAUCGUGACUACAAACCCCUUGAUGUACCUGGGGCGCACGCGCCCCCAGCACCAGGUCUUUUGCCCGAGGGCGAGCACUUCUUUGGCGGUCUUCAUCGCCACUUCCACCGCCACUUUGACCGUUACCUCCAGGGCCAAGACAGCGCACAGGAGCACCACAAUCGCAGUGCCGGCGAAGGUCGGAAUGCCGAUGGUGGCAAUGAAGCCCAUAUACAGCUCACCAGGAGUGCUACUCAAUGGAGCUCUGGGCUAGCAACAGAGCACUCGAUAGCUAACGCCUACAUCGACGCCAUUACUAACGCCCAGCAUUUUGUGUACAUUGAGAACCAGUUCUUCAUCACAGCUACGGGUAACAACCAACGACCGGUGGAGAACCAACUUGGUGCAGCUAUUGUGAAUCGUAUAGUGCGGGCGCAUCAGAACAACGAGGUGUUCCACAUAUUCGUCUUGAUGCCAGCGGUCCCUGCCUUUGCAGGCGAUCUGAAAUCGGACGGUGCCUUGGGAACUCGUGCAAUCAUGGAGUAUCAAUACAACAGCAUCUCCCGUGGUGGUCACAGCAUCAUGGAGGUAGCGCGGCAACGAGGCGUCGAUGAUCCCAGCCGCUAUAUUACGUUCUACAACCUGCGGAACUAUGACCGUAUCAACACCAGCGAAACAAUGCGGCAGGCGGAAUCGCAGAGUGGCGUUCAGUAUGAAGCUGCUCGCCGGGAAUUUGACGAUAAUGCCGAGAGGCAUCACGAUAUGCGUGAACAAAACGAGGGACGCUACGGUGAUCAGUACCGCCGAUACCAAGAUGCUGCCUCGAAGGCGGAGGAUCGCAGCUGGGACACUAUAAGCGCCUGUUACAUGGACGGCGGCCCAGAUAUUCACAGCGUCCCCUGGCACGGUAGCCCUAAAUCCGAGCUGGACGCCUUUGUCUCGGAGGAGCUUUACAUUCACUCCAAGGUUCUCAUUGCUGAUGACCGUCUUGUUAUAUGCGGCUCUGCCAACCUCAACGAUCGCUCACAACUGGGUAACCACGAUUCGGAAAUCGCCGUUGUCAUCGAGGAUCCCACACCCGUGCGCUCCCGUAUGAACGAUCAGGAUUUCAUUGCCUCCCGAUUUGCCACCUCACUGCGCCGCCAGCUCUUCCGCAAACACCUAGGCCUUCUUCCCGACCAAAAGUGCGACCGACCCGAUGCCAACUGGACCCCGGUGACCAGGGACCCCAACCGGUACGACUGGGACUCACCCGCGGACGCCCUGGUGCAGGACCCUAUGGGCCCGCGAUUCCUGGAGCUUUGGCGCAACACGGCGCGCACCAACACCGAGGUCUUCAGCAAGGCAUUCCACAAUGUUCCCAACAACGCCGUGCGAACUUGGGACGAUUACGAUAAUUUCUUCUCGCGACACUUUAUCAUCCCUGGCGCAGAAGCCAAGGAGGGAGACGAGCAUCACGACGUGGACAACUCAGGCAAGGUCAAUUACGGCCACGUCGUGCGGGACGAGUUCCCUGGUGGUGUGGCGGAGCUCAAGGACUGGCUCUCCCGCAUCAGGGGCUCCCUGGUCGAGAUGCCACUGGAUUUUCUUGUCGAUGUUCCCGAGAUGGCUAAGCAGGGUCUAUCUCUGAAUGCAUUCACAGACGAGCUGUACACCUAAACCGAGAGUCUGCCAAGGGCAUGCGUGCGUGGGAUGUUGUUCUGUCUGACAUUGGGGUACAUUGAUCUUAGCUUGUUUAACCGUCCAACUAACCCUAAGAAUAGAUACCAGUUUUUUGUAUUGGUACAGCUUUACACAACCAUACUUGGUAUGGACAUCAACAGUCGCCAAUCCUGGUCGGUAUUUCUUACGUCUCCAAAUCAACAUGAUGGACUGUGCCGAGAGUAGAUGAGAACAUAGUCUAUUCAGUACCCCAGUGCCCAAGAAAUUAAAUGACGCAAUCAAAGGCGCCCAGUGACUACCCCAAAGCUAUCGUUAAC
Molecule: messenger RNA, 3330 nt
Organism: Pyricularia oryzae 70-15
Lineage: Eukaryota; Fungi; Ascomycota; Sordariomycetes; Magnaporthales; Pyriculariaceae
Product: phospholipase D active site-containing protein
Exons: 9
Coding region: 419-3010 (863 amino acids)
Biological process (GO): intracellular signal transduction; phosphatidic acid biosynthetic process; cell motility
Molecular function (GO): D-type glycerophospholipase activity
Source: RefSeq, a predicted model, not a curated record